Messenger RNA from Xylaria bambusicola, 1364 nucleotides. RefSeq lists its product as uncharacterized. Gene Ontology annotation, biological process: barbed-end actin filament capping; actin filament depolymerization. The record is from RefSeq and is a predicted model, not a curated record. Bases 245 to 1282 code for a protein of 345 amino acids. Gene Ontology annotation, cellular component: actin filament; cytoplasm. The transcript is spliced from 3 exons. Gene Ontology annotation, molecular function: actin filament binding; actin monomer binding. Lineage: Eukaryota; Fungi; Ascomycota; Sordariomycetes; Xylariales; Xylariaceae.
GGUAGGGCAGACAGUAAGCAGAGGUAGGACACGCCAUCAUCAUCGACACCAUCAUCGUUCCAGGGGACCAGGUACCGAAGUUACCGGUAGUGUAGGUACUUAGCGUACCGGUAGCAUCUCUCGAGAUACCUACACAACCCAUUCCUUGGAUUUGUACCCAAACACCAACCCACGCUCUCCUUGACCUGCUUGGAGAGACCGAGAAGGAUAUUCGGCUCACCAACAUAGGAAGUCGGCAGACAGAAUGCAGUCUGGCAUAUCAGGUGAGGAGUCGCUCUGGGCUCUCAGCUCUCUAUCCACUUCGAAGGAGCUCGUCUCCCAGUUCAACAACCUCCUCUCCGACAGUUCGCAAUUCGGCCUCCUCGCCACCAUCUCCUCGGAAGCCAUUACACCGCUGGCCUCCCUACCCCGCUCUGCGUCCGACUUCAAUGCCAAUCUCGAUUCAUUGAGGCCCUACCUCAAACCCGACGAGCCUGUUUACAUCUUUCUUCGACGCUAUGACACUACGCCGUUCCUCGUCGCCGUCACGUACGUCCCUGAUUCCGCCAAGGUGCGGCAGAAGAUGCUCUUUGCUUCGACACGCCUUGCCCUCGUGCGCGAACUCGGGUCUGAACACUUCCGCGAGACUAUCCUUGCCUCGACUGCCGACGAGCUGAGUCCUGCCGGCUUCGACAGACAUGAUAAGCAUACAGUCUUAGAUGCACCCUUGACGGAAGAGGAGCGUACCUUGGGCGAGGUGAAGCGCGUCGAGGCCGAAGCUGGCACAGGCACCGGCGUACGCGAAAUCCACCUCAGCUCGACCAUGAACAUGCCCGUCAAGGCCGAUGCCUUGGCAGCAUUGUCAGAGCUAGGCCGGGGCGAUGGACGCGCUUUGGUAAUGCUGAAAAUUAAUUCCGAAGACGAAUCUAUUGAGCUUGUCCCCGAUGCCUCGAAACCUGUAUCCAUUGUUGAAGCAACACAGGCUAUCUCUACUUCGGAACCUAGGUUUACAUUCUUUCGCUAUCGCUCCUCCCGUGCCGGCGCCGAUGACAAAGGGGUCCUGCUCUUCUUCUAUACUAACCCAGCGACGCCCGGCACCAAGGCUAUCAAGAACCGCAUGAUUUAUCCACUACAGAAGAGGGCCGUACUGACCCUGGCUGAGACAGAAUGUGGAUGUAUUGUGGAGAAGAAGUUUGAAGUCGAGGAUCCCAGCGAGAUUACUGAAGAACUUGUUUUAGAAGAGCUGUUCCCCAAAGUAGAGACGAAGACGGCCUUCAGGAGGCCAAAGAGACCCGGUCGGUGAGCAACAGUCAACAGUUGAUGUGAUUUUGUGGCAAGAUUCAUACCAUUAUUCACUUGGUAAGCGAGCACCGUUGAAAGUAUCU